AUUGCCUUUGAGAGAGCCGAGCAGACCUCUGUCGUCUUCAACGGCCAUGGUGCUCGUGUUCCAUUGCCGGCAGACAUCAAAACUCUUCUUAGUCACCUCUCUUCAACUACGGCAGAGAUCGCAUUCCUUCUCUCUCGCCGCGUAGAGAGGUGGUAAAAGUGCAAUACUGAACGCUUUAUGCUUGGCAUUUGGGAGCCGUGCAAGAGGCACUCAAAGGGCAAACACAAUGGACUUCACUAAGACAGGAUCAAGGAAAGCUACAAAAAAGCUUCUAUCAUAUGUUCCGAGACAGAUAUUGAAACUCUAGGAGGCUGCAAAGGAAAUACGCCAGAGCAACUCAGUGCACAACUAACAAGGCUGAGCAAUAGACUGCAACAAGAGAGUCGAAGGUCUAUUUUUUCUUCUAAAAGUGUUAAUUUAAUUACUUAAUAAAAUGCAGAUACUAUUUUAUUCUUAUUGCUUUCGUACAGACACUCAGAAUCUAUUGAUGAUCUGCGAACCUUGUAUGAGAACAAGGAGCGUAUGAUAUUUAAAAGGCAGCAAACUUAUAAAGCAUUUCGCGAGAAGCUUUCUCUAUUUUAAAGAUUCAUGAGCAUGCNGGAGUAAGUUUCAAAGAAAUGCAAGUCUCCUGAAGCGUCAGCUGACUUGGCAGUUUAAUGGCCACCUAGGAAAGAAGGGGAUUAGUGGAAAAAUCAUAGUCAAUUACGAAAAGAAGACCCUUUCUGUCGAGAUUGAGGGCUGAAGAAGAUGCUUUACAAGAAAAUGUUGCAAGAGCAAAAGAUGAAUUCAAUAAUGUUGUCUGUCAGAAAAGGAUUGAUGAGUUGAAUGAACAAAUAACCAAGAAGAAAGCACAAAUUGCAGCAUUAAUGGAGAAGACACUAGAAUUUAGAUCUAAGAAGGAUGAUCUGAAGCACAAUAUUUCAUUGGCUACAAAAGAUAAGCUUGGUUUGGAAGAAGAUUAUGGACGCAAAAUCAAUUACAUUCAGAAAUUAGAGAAACGACAAAAGCUGCUCGACAAACAAAUUCAUGAUACUCAAGAGCAACACAUUAGAAAUACUCAGGUUUUCUCGAGGUUCUGUUCAAACAAUUCUUCCUCCAAUGAAGAAUGGUAGAAGUGGACGUCUUUGUGGCUCAUUUGUCAGUGACAUAGAGAGUCUUGAAAAGGAUGCAUCUUAUUUCCAAGAUCUUGACGAAAAAUCUAAGAGUGUGAAGAGGAAACUCGAGGAAGAGCUUAGAAGUCUUAACGAAAACAUGCAAAGUAUUAAGAGAAGGCGUAUUGAUGCUGAGCGAGACUGGCAGUCUAAGGAUUUCCGUUUGCAAGAUGCUAAGAAGUCAAAUUUUGCAGUAACUAGCACAACCAUUACGUCGAGUGAUGAACUUCUUCAGGAAGAAUCGAAAAUCGUUGAUGAGAUUCAAGAAGAGAGAAAGUUACUGGAACAAAUCCAACUGAGAGUAAAUGAAGCAGAAACCAAAAGAAAUCAUUUUAAGAUGUUGCUUAAAAAUAUUUGUGAGUCUGCAAAAGUGGACAUUGAUGCCUUGGAAAAUGCAGAAGGGGAGUUGAUGAAGAUAGAUAAGUAUCUAGAUGAUGCUAAAAUGGUCAAGCUUAUCCCUACAUGCAUACCUCUUUUCUUUUUGAAGUUUUCUUUCCAUCUGAUUUUCUCAAUUGGAAUUCCCAUGUUGAUUGCAAUCCACAUUUUGUUAUUUAGAAGUACAACCAUUAUGAAAACCUCAUGCAAGUGAAAGUCUUAACAGAGCUCAAGGAAGUGGAGAAAGAAUAUCAGGAACUUGAGCAUAGCCGUAAGAUAUGACCUUGGAUGUCAGAUAAUUCUGUCACUGAGACAACUCUGGAGAGUUGCAUUGCAUUACUUACCUCUUAAGCCCUUAAAACCGAUUUACUAAAUUUCAGGAAAGCUACAAAAAAGCUUCUAUCAUAUGUUCCGAGACAGAUAUUGAAACUCUAGGAGGCUGCAAAGGAAAUACGCCAGAGCAACUCAGUGCACAACUAACAAGGCUGAGCAAUAGACUGCAACAAGAGAGUCGAAGGUCUAUUUUUUCUUC
This is a messenger RNA of Cuscuta campestris, 2058 nucleotides long. Lineage: Eukaryota; Viridiplantae; Streptophyta; Magnoliopsida; Solanales; Convolvulaceae. The record is from the annotation of a GenBank genome assembly.